This is a messenger RNA of Cryphonectria parasitica EP155, 564 nucleotides long. RefSeq lists its product as uncharacterized. Lineage: Eukaryota; Fungi; Ascomycota; Sordariomycetes; Diaporthales; Cryphonectriaceae. The record is from RefSeq and is a predicted model, not a curated record. Bases 95 to 283 code for a protein of 62 amino acids. The transcript has a single exon.
CUUGCUCCUUGUCGGUGGGAGAGUUCAAAAGCUUUUUCUGUCAAGAGCCAAAGUGCACGAGAAACAAGAACAAAGCAAAAUAAUAAAAGAGAAAAUGGAGAAAAAUCCGUGGGCUUUCACGAGGGCAAAACGACCUCUUCUGACAGGCUCGUCGUCCAAGAUUGCAUGCAUGUCCGCAUUGCCCCCGUAUUGUGAUCGUGGCCGUGAUCCCCGCCCUGUUAAACCUCCCUACCAUCUAGCCCAAAUCCAUCGCCAAUCCAACCCUCUUUGCUGUCCCUUGUAGUUUUUCCCCUCCACCACCGACUGCAUGUUGUCCCUAAGCCCCUUUCUCCCUGAACAAUGGCACCACCCUCCGCCCCCCCGAGCCUUUUCCCUAACUCCACAGUUGACCUGGCCGUGUUCUCUGCUCCCCUGUAUGUUAACAAUGCCAUGCCCAUGCCUGUAUGUGCCGGAAGUUGAAAGAGAGAAGAAGAAGGAAAAAGGAAGGAAAAUUGUUUGACUGCCUCAAACAUCAUCAUCAUCGUAGUUCGUAGUCGUCGUCGUCGUCUUCUUCUUUAUCAUUUC